AUGGGCCAAAAACAAUCCUAUAACAUCAGCGAAGAUCAACAAGCUGCAGCGGCACUUGAGAAAGAGGGCUGUAUAGCGACCAAUGCGGACUGGAAUUGCAAAGCUGAGAGGAUGACACAUAUUUCAUCGAAAACUGAUGACUCUUGUACAGCAACAACACCAGUUCAGCAGUUGGACAUAACAAAACAACCGGACGAUAUACCAAUCGAGCAUUCACAAGAUGAAAAAUCGCACGAAGAGGAAUAA
Anisakis simplex (herring worm) is the source of this 246-nucleotide messenger RNA. NCBI's taxonomy places the organism in Eukaryota, Metazoa, Nematoda, Chromadorea, Rhabditida, Anisakidae. The record is from the annotation of a GenBank genome assembly.